GGUCGCUCUUUACUCCGGAACACCAGUAAACAAACCGUACAGGAGAGAAUACUGAGCGAACCCAGCCUCUAGAAAAGUGAAUGCGGUUUCUAGUAUUCAGAAAAUCUUCCACAAGUAAAGAAUUAUCUGUUAACAUUUACACUUAGAUGUAAACUGGGCAGCUGUUCUGCCAGUAUGGCCUCAGCUCGCACCUUGGGCUCAACGUGCAGCCCUGCGCUAACUUCCCCUGCAACACAGGUGUCCAACAUGUUGGACUUUGCUGCAGAACAAAUGAUGGUGCUCAAAGAUUUCCAGGCAGCUUUUGACACAUGCGAAAGGGGUCUGGAGAGUCUGUCCAACGUGGAGCACGACGACAGCAGGUGAGUCUUUAUGCACCUGGAUGAUGUACUUAAAUACAGCCUGUACCAUAACUGAGUGUAUUUCUGUGUGUUUGACUCUUCAGAUAUGGAGAAUUCAAGGCUGGUUUCUGCAUCUUGGGAGUUCAAGCACUGGCUGAGAUGAAUCAGUGGCACGGGGUCCUCUCUUGGAUCUUGCAGCAGUAUGAGGACCAGGAAAGGAUACCGGCUAAAAUACUGCAGAUGUGGUGAGUAUGAUUACAUACAGCAAACUCAGAACAAAGAUAGCAGGUAAGCUACCUUGAAGCCACCGAAAUAGCUCAUUGAGGGCCAUUUUCAGAACUUCUUGGAGUUGAAUAUGAUUAAAGGUGGGAUAGGCAGGAUUCCGUUAAAGAAGCAUCUUUUUUUUGUGGUGUAAAUACAAAAAAAGCUUUUCAUAUCAGUCAAUAGCUAUUAGUUAUUGAUGACAUUUGGUAAUGUAAUGAUAUCUCUGUGUUUUGUUAUGUCUGUGUAGUCAACAUCUAAAUUUUUUGAGCGGCCCGCUCUUUCCGACUGUAAACAAAGCCAUUUUCUGCCUCUCCCAACCUGAUUGAUUGUGAGGAGGACGUUGCUCCCUCAUAACAUUCAUGAGCCCAAACAAAGUUAGCAUGCUACAAUAUCGGACAGUGGAAACCAACCACGAAGUACGGAAAAUUGUCUGAAUCUUCCUUUGACCACGACCGCCAACACAAGCAAGAAAAUGAAGAAACAACAGUUUUUGGACUACAGUAAAAUUAGUUUCUGAUUUGCAGUGUCUAGAUUAGCUAUUAAUGGAGAAGGUGACAUUGCUGAUCUGCAUCCCAUCAGUUUUGUUCAGUUUCAAAUGUUUUGUAGAGUUUUUCUUACCUUCAGACAAGCUGGCUGACUAAGUUUUCAUUUCAUCGACCAGGAAAUAAGCAGCUUUGAGACAUCCUUGAUUAGGAGGUGGUUCAAUGUGGUCAAGGCAUAAAAAACAACUAAAUUGUCCUUUUUUGCAUUUUCACAAAUCGAGUUACCUUUUACAAUUCUGAAACAGUAAUCUUAAAAGUCUGUUGGCUCUAUGGGAUUAUCUAGUCCAGAUUUGACAGGUCUGUUAAGAGUCCCCGUAAUAUGUGCAAUUUGUGUUCAGUCCCCAUAAACCACAUUCACCUGUUAAGAGUCCCCAUAAUAUGCACAGUUUGUAUGGAGACCCUAUAAACCAGAAAAAUCUGUAAUAUGUUGGGACUUUAUGUUUCCUCUUUUUUGGCAGCAUACUUCUUUACUCCAAAGUGGGCGAGCCGGCUGUGAUGCAGGAGGCAGCCCAGGUUUGGUUACACAGCCCGUCCAACAGCAGAGUGCCAGGGUUCGGGACGGUGGCUGAGCUGUACCUGCUGCAUGUCCUCAUCCCUCUUGGACAGAAAGACGAGGCUCUGGAGCUGAUUGUCGGUGAGGUAGGAAGCAUAGCUUUCACAGAAGACCAGAGACGGGCAGCGCUGGAGGUCUUAGAAGAAAAAGAGAAACAGAGUGAAGAGUCACCUCCAAAUCCUAGAACCAGUCCAGACCCUGAGACUCCUGAAGUUGCCGUUUCCUCUGAAGGUCAGGUCAAUUCUUUUGAAAUUCAGUAUGAUAAAUCAUGUAAAAAAAAAUGACCUUUCUGGUUUUUGUUUGUCUUCUGCAGGAUCUGUGCUCCACAGAUUUGAAGCCAUGCUCCGUUUUUUGUACAGAAAACUGUUUGUGUCCAGUUCCGGCUCAGUACAUCUACGAAGAGUCCUCCUGGCUGCUGUUCUUCUCUACAUGCUUUUUGUUCGAUUGGAUCCAGGUUGGCUCAAAGUUUCUGGCCAGAUCAAGGUCAUCAUAAAGGAGGACACACCAAUCUAAUUAAUCUUCUUAUUCUUUUCCGACAGCUCUCUCAUCCUCCUUCAUGUGGAUUUCUAAACUUCUACAGCUGCUGAAACAGAUGUGGACAGCCAUGUUUGCCCCGUACUACCAAGCUGUGACACAGAGGACUUCAUAAGACUGAACAAUUUCAUAGAUUUAACUAUUUCAGGUUUGUAAGCAGAGAUUAUUUUUCUCCUGUUAAAGCUGCGGUGAGCAGUUUUUAAACGAAUAGGAAACCGACUGAAAUGAACAAUGAUGUCUCUUUAUUAUCUAUAAAGGCAGAUAAAAGACCAAUACAAUCCUAUACUGGAGUUUUUAAUACCUGUGAUCACUGUGAGGAGGUAGGUGUCGGACAAAAACAGUGACAGCCAACUGUUGAAACCACCAAGUUAAUGUUUUCCACAGCAACUGAUUUUUAUAGGUUGUAAAAAAAACAUAAAAACUAAUAGCAGCAAGGUGAACAAAUGAGUGAAUUAAACAGAGGGUGGCAUUGUACCACAGUCUGAGGUAGUACACUUGGCAGAAGCCUCAAUUCAAUAAAAUUCACAGCCUAAAUCCUCCCACAGGGGUUUCACUUCUUUAAUUAUAACAAUGUAUUAAAAAGAGGAAGCUCAAACAGUCAAAAAUUGCAGGGCAGAAACCAGGCGUAAGGUUCUGCACAGUCACCACACAGUAAGAAAGCUCUAGUUUGAGUCGCCCCCACUGAACUGCUGUUAUGUAAAGGAAAGUUAAUCUACUUAACAAGUAGGUCAAGUCCCUUACACCUACAUGGGAAUUUUGCACACAUUAUAUUUGUAUAAUAUGAAAAUUGAUUCUAAACUCAAUGUUAACCCCCAUAAAAAAGGCAAACUUUGUGGAUAAGAUGAAAUGAAGUUGACUUAAAGCUUUGCUGGAACUUAAGCUAAAAUACCCUUUGAAUAUCUAUCAUUAUCCAUUAUGUUUGCAUUACUGUUGUGCAAUACUACCACAGACUCCAAACCAAACAGUCCCAACAAAAGCAGGCAGGAUCAUGGAUAAGCUCCGUAGAUGAGAAAUUUCCCUGUGUGUCAACAUUUGUCUGAAAAACUGGAAAGGCCAAAAAGCAUCACCAGGCAACCCUGAAGAUAAGGUGAUAAAGGCUGCUGAGCCAAUAUUUCCAACGUAGGGCAGACGGUUAACACCAAACUUACACUCUACCCUGAGCAGUGCUUUUGAGCAACCAGAAUGUGCAAAAAAUAGGCUGUUAUAAUCAGGAAGGUCGGUGGUGUGGGGGGAUAGGGCUGCCGCCCUCUCAAAUGAUUCUGAGUUUAAAUCCAGUGCUGAGAAGUUGCAAGAUUGAGGCAGCAACAGUUCAGGGUCGAGGCAGGAAAAGUGGAAGUAAUAGUUCAUGAGAAGGGAGGGAGAGGGGGUGAGGGGGAAAAAAGGACAAACAACACACAAAUGAAAGAGAUGGUCCAGAAAGCUAUGAUGGCAGACAGAGGGAGCAAAUUAAUUCUGGAUUAAAUCUGAGUAAGGACUGAAUAGUUGACCCCCAUUAAGAUAACGGAUUAUAAACAGACAGUAACAAGUUCAGGCCCCAGACUCUGCUUAGUCAACUGUGAGCUUUUUUGUUUCUUUUUUAACUCGAGUAAAUUACCACUCUCAGUUCUUUGGAAAUAAAGAGUUACCAAUAAACAAUGGCCUCAUUUCCAACAAUGUAGACUUGUUUUUAUGUUUAGGUGUGGCAAUCCUCACCACUAUGAGCCUUAUCUUGCAGUUGUAUUUUUCUGUGUUACCCUGUUUAACGUAAGGUUAACUUUUUUAAUGAUUCCUUGAACUGAGUUCCAGUAAUUCUUUUGAAGUGUUAGCCACUGGUCUGUGCCAUUUUCCUGACAGUUUGAUAUUUAAGUGUUUUGUGUGUGUGUGUGUGUGUGUGUGUGUGUGUGUGUGUGUGUGUGUGUGUGUUUUCAUUAUCCAAAACCUCUUCCUACAGCUCGGGGGGGAAGUGAAAACAAUGACUGAUACAAGAGAAAAGGGACAGAAGCACUUACUCCUGCUAUGCUCAGCUUAUUUUUAUAAAUGGGGAUUUUUCCAUGAAAAAGUCUGGAACUUCCACCUUGGCACUUAAGAAACUGGAUAUUCCUGAGGACUAAAAAUAAAAACAGCUUUUUUUUUGUCAGAACACUGUCCCUUUGACAUUUUGUUCUUCCUUUGUACAUAUAAAAUUACUACUUCUCCAGCCAAUAAUAUUAGGGACUGCAGUGGGUGUCCUUUUUAGUAUGCAGUCAGACCACUUUUUUUGGGGGGGGGAUCAUGCCGAAGUGGUGGUUCUAAACUCUGGUUCUGGUUUUUCAUGUUUUAAAUGCCUUCCUGCAUGAAAACACCUGACUGUGUGUGAUGAGAUUGUCGUCAGCAACUAAAGUGGUUAAAAUACAGUCGAUCAGUCAGGUGGGAAGCAGGUAAAAAUCUCUUGUCCCAAUAAUGAAUGACUUGUGGUUGCUUGUACCAAAAAAUGUGCUUCGUUUCCCCUCUAUCUGCUCUAACUCAAGCUCCACAAAGUAAACAAAGGAUGUUCAUGUUCAGAAAUAUUCUAGUGUUGCAUCUUGUUGUGACUGAGAUGAGCUGUCAGUAUCUCAACUCUCUGCUGUGCAGAGGUGCAAUGUGCACUCUAAUCCUGACGCUUCUAUUAUAUACAUUAUAGCCUGUAUGAUGAGCUGAAUUGAGAGGAACAAGUCUUUACCAUUCUAUUUAGGGGUAAACUACAGAUGUAACAAGAUUUUUUUUUUUGCAAAAAGCAGCUUUUUUUGAAUAGAAAAAAAUAUACACCAUGGUGCAUCAUGACACAGCUUGUAUGUAAACAUAGUAAUGUUUAGUAUUUGCAGGUCAUUAAAUAGUAAACCUCUUGUCUUAAUCACUGCAAAAUUUGAGGAACACUUGGAAAUGACUUCCAGCUCUCAACAAAUUAAAAAAAACUCACAAAAA
Molecule: messenger RNA, 5150 nt
Organism: Xyrichtys novacula (pearly razorfish)
Lineage: Eukaryota; Metazoa; Chordata; Actinopteri; Labriformes; Labridae
Source: the annotation of a GenBank genome assembly